AGAGAGAGAGAGACGGUCUGGUAAAAGCGGGCCAAGGUGUCAAAGACGUCAAUCGUCGCAACGCAUUAGCGUCGCCGUCCGCCGAUCGCCACGAGUCCCCAUCCCCAUCCCCGCCCCCGCCCCCGUCCCCGUCUCCGUCGCGCGGCGCAGCUUCGUCACGAGACUCACCCGCUAACGAUCGCCGUUAACGUGGCGAACGCGUGAUCCCGGGAUCCCGUCGCAGUACGUUCCGGCGAUCGCGCACGGUUCAAGCUCGGUUCAAGUUUCUUCCCGAUCUUCCCGCGAUCAACAGGCGCGAGUGAAAUCCGUAUCGACAGGUGUGCCGGUGGUUCAAAGUUUCAAGAAGUUACUCGAUCUCGAGGAUCUUCUUCAUCUCUUGAUCGUAGGGCGUAGACGUGGGGACUCGAUCGAUCGAUCGAUCAUUCGAUCGCGCGUGCAUGAUUUCGAGAGGAUUAAAGUAACCGGGCGCGUAGUAGGGUAUAGAAAAAGGUGGGCUCUGGAGGCUUCCUCCGGGUCGGCGAACGUGUCCCCGUCCUUUCGAGGUUUUUACAAGCGGCUGGGGCCGGGGAAAAUGGACAUCGAGAUGGGCGGCAGGAUGAACAAGCCCAGCGAGGAGUUGGCGAAGAGGCGCGUAUCGAUCAGCGAUCAGGUCAUGGGACUCGAUAAUCCCGCGUUCGAGCAUCAUCGGCGCAUCAGCGCGAGCUCGGAGCACAAUUCCGAUCAGGGCAGGCGGAAGUCGAUCCUGCAUCACGGCGGCAGCCACUGCGGCAGCGUGGAGAACAUUCCGCAGUACAAGUUCGAUCUGGAGAACGGCAGGAUCAAUGGUAACCGAAAGAAAUCGGCGUACAGCCUGUCCAGCUCGAUCAGAGACAAGAUCGAAUAUUCCGAGGAGCUCGAGAGGUCGUGGCUAUAUCUAUUUUGCGCGCGAUGUCACGGUCGCGACGACACGCCGUCCUGGGAGCCGCCAGGAUGGAGGAGAGCGUGUCCACAGCCGUUCUGUCCGACGUACAGGAAAUUCGCUCGGAUUCUAUGCCUCUUUCUUCUGGGUCUGCUGCUCUGGGGUGUCGUCUACUCGGUGAUCGGCAAUGACGCCGCCCCGGGUGGUCCUCUCUUCGGAUUGGCCGCCCUGUGCAUCGCCGCGCACUUCGGGGGUUGGCUGAUCUCUUUGACCACUCUUCCGGCCUUGAUCGGUAUGCUGAUCACCGGUCUGAUAUUGCAGAAUGUCGGGCUCGUCAAGAUCGAAGGACAGUACACAGUUGUCGUCGCCAAUCUACGGUGAGUCUCCUUUAAGGGCGACGGAAGGUUCCCGAGGAAACCUUCUCCGAUAGUAAGUAAGUAGGAUUCUUGCUGAGCGUCCGAUUAUUUCAGGUUAGAACGAAAAAAAGUUUCCGGAUCAGUCAUGGCGAAAAUCGCCACUGACUGAUCUCUCUAAUUUAAUUUCGAGGAAGAAUUUUAAAUAAAAAUAUUUCUGUAAUAACGGUAAUUAACGAAGGGACACUGAUUUAUAAAAUUAAAUUAUUCAACUUUCUGCAGCAAAUAUGUUUGAAAAUUUAAUUUGGAUUCUAUUACAUUUGUGCGAAAUUAUUCCCUUUACCUUAAUUAAAGAAAUUAAUUAAUUGACUUUCGCUGUAAAAAGUCAUUUAUUCAGUUUUCAGUGGUUGAAAUAACGAAAUUUAGUUACGUAAAAUCGCCGUUCCUUUCCUCAUGAGAUAUAAAUCAGCCAAGAGAGUAAAAAAAUAUAGGAAAAUUUCUGGAAAGCUUCCCUUUUUAUCGAAAAAUAGAAAAGUCCAGUCCUGGCAAUUACUCUACGCUCUACGCGUAAUUUCCCGAUAGAAUCAAUCGCCACUUUGAAUCGCGCAUCGGAUUUUAUUUGGUGAACACACAGAAACAUAUAGGGAGGCAUUAGUUUAGCGCUCUCGACGGGCCAAUUUCUUAUGUAAACCCGAGGUUGAAAUGACGCUUAAAUCGCUUUUUCAUCGCGGACAAUCGUUAUCUCUAUACGUGAGUACGUGUUCGUUAUUGGAAAGUUAUUGGACGACGGCGAUGAGAAUGAUGACGACGAUUACUCGAAGGUCCCUCGAAAGUCCCGCCGAGGUAACAACGCGCGGCUCAUCGCACGAUCGCGAGGUGGCCGUAUUUUAAGGUCGAGGUCUAACGACGGUGAAUUGCCGACUGACACGCGCAGACGAUGGCUCUACGCACGGCAUAACAAGUGCGAGGCUUCAGCGAGGGCAAUCAAAUUCAAGUUGCAUCCUCGCCUAACGAGUGAACGCCUGACAAAAGCGUCGGUUAAGAUUCGCCGAGUUUCCCGCAAUCAG
Molecule: messenger RNA, 2318 nt
Organism: Pogonomyrmex barbatus (red harvester ant)
Lineage: Eukaryota; Metazoa; Arthropoda; Insecta; Hymenoptera; Formicidae
Gene: Nha1
Product: Na[+]/H[+] hydrogen antiporter 1
Biological process (GO): proton transmembrane transport
Cellular component (GO): membrane
Molecular function (GO): antiporter activity
Source: RefSeq, a predicted model, not a curated record